Messenger RNA from Esox lucius (northern pike), 1796 nucleotides. RefSeq names its product metalloproteinase inhibitor 4. NCBI's taxonomy places the organism in Eukaryota, Metazoa, Chordata, Actinopteri, Esociformes, Esocidae. Gene Ontology annotation, molecular function: metalloendopeptidase inhibitor activity; protease binding. Gene Ontology annotation, cellular component: extracellular matrix. Gene Ontology annotation, biological process: negative regulation of membrane protein ectodomain proteolysis; negative regulation of endopeptidase activity. The record is from RefSeq and is a predicted model, not a curated record. Bases 518 to 1180 code for a protein of 220 amino acids. The transcript is spliced from 5 exons.
AGGGACGGAAUUUGAGGUUUCUUGUCUCAUCCUCACAGACUUCACAGAGAGACUCUAUGGGUAUAAAAGAGAGACAGAAUGAGCAAGGAGAAACAGAGCUAGAGUAAAACACAAAAAUAGAGAGAGAAGAUUUGGCAGUUGCAGAAUCAGGAGUAGUGAGUGGUUGUUUCUCUAGCUUCUUGUACUCCAAUCGGAUUGAUAUAUGAAAUAGAUGCAUACUUAAUGGAUUAAAUGAAUGUACACUUUAUAGAUUAAAUGGGUUUAUACAUUAUUUUAAAUGUACUUUUUAAAUAUGGAUUAAAUGGAUUCAUGUAGUUGUGAUUCACUAAGGGAAAUCCAGUCAGGACCAGUGUUAAGGUAGGACACAUCUCUACAAGCAGCAUCUCUAUCAAUCGACAGAUUAUUCAGAUUAGUCUCCCACAGAAUAGCAUCAGAUCUACAAGACGAUUCUGAGGAGGGAUAAACUGAAUUGAAAAGAGGAGUCUUUCCGGUCAGUGAGAAAGCAAGCCAGAGAGAGAUGGGUGUCUCCCUGCUUGGAUAUGUGUCCCUGACCCUGCUGAUGACCCUCAGACUGGACCACCUGCUGGAAGCAUGCAGCUGCAACCCAACACACCCUCAGCAGCAAUUCUGCAGCGCAGAGAUAGUAAUCAGAGCAAAGAUCUCUGGGGAGAAGGUUGUGUCUCCGAGCAACAGUUCUUCUCCCUAUCUGAAGAUGAUUCAAUAUGAGAUCAAAAUGAUUAAGAUGUUUAAGGGCUUUGAGAAAGCAAAAGACAUCCAGUACCUGUACACACCUGUGUUCUCCUCUCUGUGUGGGGUCAAACUGGACUCAAACAACAAGGUCCAAUACCUGUUGUCAGGCAGUAUAUGGAGUGAUGGGAAGUUGUCCAUUGGACUGUGCGAUCUGGUAGAAUCCUGGGACAAUCUUUCCAUGUCACAAAAAAAGAACCUUAACUACCGAUACCAGAUGGGUUGCAACUGCAAGAUUGCUACCUGCUACACAGUGCCAUGUGCCCGCACUUCAGACAACGAGUGUCUGUGGACCGAUUGGUUGCUGGAUAACAGUCUGAGUGGAGAGCAGGCCAGAAAGUAUGCCUGCAUCAAACGCUCAGACUCAUCCUGCAGCUGGUACCGGGGUGGCCCACCACCAGAGAAAGAUUUCAUAGCCAUGUCUGACCCCUGAGAGGGGUAGCUUUGGGAAAUGCAGAAAUAGUCAGAAGUUGUUCUAGUAUAUAUUCCAAUAUCCUGCCUCAAAAUUUGUUUUAUUCAAAUAUUACAGAGUUUCUGAUUUUCAGACAGCGCACCAGACUCAAAAUAUUUGUUAAAAUGUUUCAUGACUUCCAGAGGCUGCCUCUAUUCUCUCUCUUUGACUGAAGUGUGAGGUAUGUUCUGUAACUGUGAAUAUACAAAUAAGUUCACAAGAGACCGGAUCAGAGAUGUUAUUGCUAGAUUGCUAGAAUGGGAAAUGUCCUAAGAGAUCCUACUACAUUACUAGGGCUAUGUCCUAACAGACAGUACCAUAGAGAUCAUACUAUGUUACUAGAAGAGCUAUGUCCAAUGGGAGGCCGGAUAUUCACAUACCAACCAGCAGCAGAAGAGAGACAGACAUAUAUCCUGGUCUCUGUUCGUUGUCUCUCUAAUCUUCUAAAAACAUUUGAAACAUCCCAUACAUCAAAAGAACACUAGCCUGGCAUCCUUGUUUUUCCAAUACAUCUAAGUUAUUGGAAAUCCUGCACAUAGCUAAUGUUUUCCUGUGGACUCAGUACCUUCAGCUUGUAGUACAAAUGUAUGAAAUCAUG